AUGAAGCCGCUUCUCAUUUUCUUCUCGCUUUCGCAGUUGAUAAACUGCCAAUUCUAUUGCGCAGAUCUUCUCCAACAAUGUGCAAAAUCUGCCGCUGAAUACACUGAACAGAUCCUGCAGUACAAAGAAAACGCAUUCAAGUCUUGUGUCCGCCGUCCAUCCUGUCACACCGAGCGCAAAAUUUUCGAUGAAUGUUUUGAUGCUUCCGUAUCAGCUACUCAUGUAACACCACCUCAAGAAUCCACGUCAAAUGAUGGAGAGACAAGAGCCAGGCCAACACCACCGCCAAUGACUAAAUAUAAUAGUUUGUUGAAAUUUUUCAAUGAGAAUUCCAUGAAAUUCCGGAGUGCACUGGAUCAAUGUUUUGUAAGAUCCCCGUUUGUCCCGAAGAGGAAUUUUUUCGGACCAAGUCUACUGGAUGAAGACGCUGCAUAUGCUCGCGCAAUUUAUCAGUUCGACCUUGCUGACAGACUUUGGGGACUUCCAGAACUUUCCAUCACACGUCCCAGCCUUGACACUCUUGGCGUUUGUGGAUCAAGGACCACCGCUCUCCGAAUUUUUGGAAGUGGAAUCUCAAGAAUCAGUCGAUCAUCGGACCCAACAAAAAACAAUAUCACCAGUGCUUGUAUGUUGGAUGAAGAUGAAAUUACUUGUUAUCGUCAGGCGCUCGAUUUGAAUACGGAAUAUGUGCAAUUGAUCUACAACAGGGACUACGCGCUCAGAGGAUGUAUUCAAAACUUACGCCAACAAAGUGUGUGUCGUAUGAAUGACAAAUCCAGACUACGCGCCUGUUUGUGUGGUGUCCGCGAGCAGUAUGAUAAUGAUGUUCAAUCAGGAAUUCUGCAAUGUGUGAAGUCGAAAAGCCCACAAAUGCCAGCGAUGGUCAUUGAAAUGAGCAGCAGUUUGGAUUCGGAGUCAACUUCCUCUUCCUCAAAGAUUCAAGAACAAGUCACACCGGCACAGCUGACAUUUGAUACUCCAGGAGCAAUCGUUAAUGGACAAUGUAUGUGUGCAUGUGGGAAUGGAGCAUCUCGGUCUUUCCUGCAUAAAGAUGAACCUAAGACCAAAGAACAGGAUGUCAAAAAAGGGAAAUCGAAAGAAAUCGAAGAAGAAGUAGUUGAGAUGGAAACUGUCAAGGAUGAAGAGCCCCCGAAAACUAAUUCAGUUAGAUUCAAAGAGAAUUCUCCGCGUCUAAUGCAACCCAGCGAAGCAGCGGGAAGAGUUUUCUGGAUGAAUAAUAUCACUAUCAUCUGA
This is a messenger RNA of Caenorhabditis briggsae, 1254 nucleotides long. The coding region runs from base 1 to 1254 and encodes 417 amino acids. The transcript has 7 exons. The record is from RefSeq and is a predicted model, not a curated record. NCBI's taxonomy places the organism in Eukaryota, Metazoa, Nematoda, Chromadorea, Rhabditida, Rhabditidae.